This is a messenger RNA of Theileria annulata, 1698 nucleotides long. RefSeq names its product CTP synthase, putative. Bases 1 to 1698 code for a protein of 565 amino acids. Gene Ontology annotation, biological process: pyrimidine nucleobase biosynthetic process; CTP biosynthetic process. The transcript has 8 exons. NCBI's taxonomy places the organism in Eukaryota, Apicomplexa, Aconoidasida, Piroplasmida, Theileriidae. The record is from RefSeq and is a predicted model, not a curated record. Gene Ontology annotation, molecular function: identical protein binding; CTP synthase activity.
AUGAAGUACGUUGUUGUUAUUGGGGGUAUCAUGAGCGGAAUCGGAAAGGGCACACUCCUGAGUAGUAUCGGAGUUGUUUUGCGCUCUAGAAACAUCUCAAUGUCCGCAGUUAAAAUCGACCCCUACCUAAACUUAGACGCAGGAACACUCUCACCGAACGAACACGGAGAGGUUUACGUUCUCGACGACGGAGGAGAAGCAGACCUGGAUUUGGGGAAUUAUGAAAGAUUUCUCAACCUAAAAUUAACCAGAAGCCAUAGCCUCACCUCAGGAAAGGUUUAUAGCAGAGUUUUCGAUAAAGAACGUAGAGGAGAUUAUUUGGGGAAAACAGUUCAAGUGGUACCUCAUAUAGUACAAGAGGUAAUCGAAUGGAUAGAGGAAGCUUCUAGAAAAAAUGUUGACAGAAAGGGUUGGCGUGAUCCAGAAAUAUGUCUUUUGGAGAUUGGAGGCACAGUUGGAGACAUCGAGUCUGAAGUAUACGUGGAAACGAUCAGACAAUUAAAGCUUAAACUAGGAAACGAAAAUGUUUGUUUGUGCCAUCUUUCAUACGUUCCAAUUGUCGGCCGCCAAGACGAACAAAAAUCUAAACCCACUCAACACUCUGUUAAGGCACUUUCACAAAGAGGUUUACAGCCAGAUAUGAUAUUUUGCCGUUGUAUGAAUGAGCUAACAAACUCAACAAAGGAAAAGAUUGCCUUUUUUACUCAAGUCAAAUUCAAAAAUGUCAUCAGUGUACAUAAUACUUCCGAUUUAUAUCGUGUUCCACUAAUGCUCGAUGAACAACAUGUCGCAGAAUCGAUUCUUGAAUUGUUGAAUUUCACACCGAAUAAGGUCGAUCCGAUGCCAAUUGAGUAUUCAUUGACACAUUGGAGUAGAUUUUGUGAGAAUCCAGAAAACGAGACCGUUACGGUGGGAAUUGUGGGCAAAUACAGCGCCUCAACGGACAGUUACCUGUCAGUUCUAAACGCCCUUAAACACUCCUCACUUGAGUGUAACCUUAAGCUUAACAUCAAGUGGGUCGACUACUCCAAAUUUGAAGAUUACGACUCUGAGAAAUUCAAAUCUCAUUUUAAAGAUCUGGACGGAGUUCUCAUCCCAGGAGGGUUUGGAACGAGAGGAUUUAUGGAAAAGAAGAUGGCAGUGAGGUACUGCAGGCUGAAUAAAGUCCCGUUUUUGGGGAUAUGCCUGGCAUUGCAGCUGACAGUGGUGGAUGUGGCGGAGGAGUUUGAGCCCAAGGCGUGUCACGGUGAGGAUUCAAAAACUGAGGAAAAAUACCACGUGGUAACUCUGAUGCCAGAGUUUUCAGGAAAGGAUAAAAAGGGAGGAACGAUGAGGCUUGGAGCACUAGAAACUAAGCUGGUAAAGGGAACACUAAUAUACAGCCUUUAUGACAAGAAGGAUACCAUAGUGGAAAGGCAUAGGCAUAGGUACCAGGUGAAUCCGGCCUACGAGGAGCGCCUAACUAACCACGGAGUGGUCUUCUCAGGAAGAGACCCAACCCAGGGAAGAGUGAGCGUAGUGGAACUUAAGAAUCACCCUUUCUUCCUCUGUACACAGUUUCAUCCAGAGUAUAAGUCAACUCCAAUCACUCCCAGUCCCCCGUAUCUAGGCUUCAUCCUUGCCUGUAAAAAUAGACUAAACCAAAGGCUGGAAAAAAAUAACGGAAAACUUCUUCCAGGAUCUUCCUAUUAUCACUAA